This is a messenger RNA of Oppia nitens, 1511 nucleotides long. Its product is annotated as probable cytochrome P450 6a13. The record is from RefSeq and is a predicted model, not a curated record. Gene Ontology annotation, molecular function: iron ion binding; oxidoreductase activity, acting on paired donors, with incorporation or reduction of molecular oxygen; heme binding. NCBI's taxonomy places the organism in Eukaryota, Metazoa, Arthropoda, Arachnida, Sarcoptiformes, Oppiidae. Bases 228 to 1511 code for a protein of 427 amino acids. The transcript has 3 exons.
UUAUUUAUCUCAUUUAUAAAUUCGUUUUUGUUUACAUAAUAAAAAAACUAUUACUAAUUGGUCCACUAUCUUAUUGGAAAUAUCGUGGCAUCAAUGGCCCGGAACCGACACCUAUAUUUGGCAAUACAUUGACCACAUAUUUGAAACCAUUGGCUCAGUUAGAUAGCGACUGGUGCCGGAAGUAUGGAACUGUAUUCGGAAUCUACCGAAACUGUUACCCAGAGCUGAUGGUCAGCGACCCGGAGCUUAUCAAACAAAUACUGGACACUGAAUUCAGGUCGUUUGCCGACCGCCGACCGCCGCCAAUAGACGUUAAAAGUAGUUUUUCGUUUAUAUUGCCGGCGCUUACGGGCGGUGAUUGGGAUCGCAUGCAUCGCAUCUACAAAUACGUGUUCACACCUGAAAAUGAGCUCAAAAUUAUACCAAAAGUCAACGACUGUUGCGAUCAACUAAUCGAUGCGUGGAAUCAGCGAAUCUUCGAUAAGGACAACGAGAUUGACACCGAUGUGUCGUUACGUAAUCUGGCACUGGAUAUGAUAGCCUGGACAGUGUUCGGCACUCGUGUGUCGCCAGAGUUUACCGAAGGCACCCGUAAAUUGACUCAAUGUUUGCUACCGAUGCGCUUCAUUAUGACAUUGUUUCCCAAAACUGUUGAACGCAUGUCCCGAACAAUACAACCUUAUGUUGAUAGUCAUGACAAAUAUUUUCUCGAUUAUCUUAAUCAGGAAAUUAUAUUACGUGACCGUAACGAUGAUUGCGGUAACGAUUUUUUACAGUUAUUUAUGAAUUUGCGUAAAUCAAACAGUUUUGGUCAACUAAUUUGUUCAGCGAAUUCGGUACCCGAUGUCGACCUACUCAACAAACAGGAAAUGAUUUGGCAAUUAUUUACGUUCCCGUUUUGGGGCUUUGAAUCAAUGUCCGCUACACUUGGAUUUGCAUUGUAUGAGUUGGCAUUGAAUCCCGACAUUCAGGAUCGACUACGCAAUGAAAUUAUUACUAUUUGCGAUAAUCAUAAUAAUAAUAAUAGAUCAGUAAAUAUAAACAGUUUUGAUAAACUCAUAUAUUUAGAGGCAUUCCUACUAGAAGUGCAUCGCAAGUAUCCGGUAUUUUAUCGCCUUUCCCGUCGACUCACUGAAGAUGCAGUGGUCGGCGCCGAUACAGGUAUUGUAAUGUCUAAGCAGCAGAUAAUUAACAUACCGGUGCAUGCCUUGCAUCACAAUCCUAGUUAUUAUCCGGAACCUCAGUUGUUUGAGCCUGAUAGAUUUAUGCCCGAAAACAUUGUCAAUAUCAAGCCCUACACAUAUCUGGCCUACGGUUCCGGUCCGCGUCAGUGUAUAGCCAAACGAUUUGCACAAAUGCAGCUAAAGUUAGUGUUGUGUCGAAUGCUUUGUGAAUACGAGUUCUACAAACUUAUCGAUACAACAGUACCACCAGUUUAUCGCAAGAAUCCCGAAGCCGUUACUGUUUCGCAACCUCUAGUGUUGGGUAUUAAAAAAUGGAUACAAAAUUAA